Messenger RNA from Trichoplusia ni (cabbage looper), 1675 nucleotides. It is a transcript of the gene lic, whose product is annotated as dual specificity mitogen-activated protein kinase kinase 6. The transcript has 3 exons. Gene Ontology annotation, molecular function: MAP kinase kinase activity; ATP binding. The coding region runs from base 248 to 1261 and encodes 337 amino acids. Gene Ontology annotation, biological process: protein phosphorylation; stress-activated MAPK cascade. The record is from RefSeq and is a predicted model, not a curated record. Lineage: Eukaryota; Metazoa; Arthropoda; Insecta; Lepidoptera; Noctuidae.
CUGCCUUCCGAGUGCAAUUUCUUUGGUAAAUCUAAUCUAGUUAUAUUGUAUAAUUCAUAAUAAACAAAUGUAACGUUCAUGCCCGAUAUCACCUUUAAACAAUUGUAAUUGUGAUUUCAAUGUAAAGUCGUGGUUAACUUUUAGUAUAUCGGGAGUCGUGUUUGUAGCGUAUCGUGGGGAAUCUUAGUGAAAUUUUAUAGUAUUUGUGAUUGCUUGCCUUUAGUCUCGAUAAGGGAUCUUCAGCGAUAUGUCGGGGAGAAGAAAACCGCCGCCGCCAGGAUUCAACUUCAGCUUCAAGCCCCCAGAAGAGCAGGUCGUAACACCACCGAGAAACUUGGACAAGCAGACAACAAUAACAGUUGAUGACAAAACCUUCACGGUUCAUGCAGAUGACCUGAUCAAGAUAUGUGACCUUGGGCGCGGGGCUUAUGGCAUUGUAGAGAAGAUGAAGCACAUCCCUAGUGAUACCACUAUGGCAGUUAAGAGAAUCACAGCGUCAUUCAACAGCCAGUCAACAGAACUGAAGCGUCUGCUCAUGGACCUGGAUGUGUCCAUGAGAGCCAGCGCGUGCCCCUACACGGUGCACUUCUAUGGCGCCAUGUUCCGCGAGGGAGAUGUCUGGAUCUGCAUGGAGGUCAUGGACAUGAGUCUUGACAAAUUCUACACAAAAGUUUACAAUAACAAACGCACAAUUCCCGAAAAUAUUCUCGGAAAAAUUACAUUUUCUGUCGUCAGUGCUCUUCACUACUUAUAUUCUAAACUCCGAGUAAUUCACAGAGAUGUGAAGCCAUCAAAUAUUCUAAUUAACAGGAAGGGAGAGGUCAAGAUGUGUGACUUUGGUAUAUCUGGGUAUUUAGUGGACUCUGUAGCUAAGACGAUUGACGCUGGAUGCAAACCUUACAUGGCGCCAGAGAGAAUCGACCCGAGCGGCAACCCGGGACAGUACGAUAUUCGCAGUGACGUGUGGUCGCUGGGAAUAUCCCUGAUAGAGUUGGCGACAGGCAAAUUCCCCUACAACACCUGGGGCACACCCUUCGAACAGCUCAAGCAAGUCGUGAAAGAUGACCCUCCAAGGUUACCAAGCGGAGAAUUUUCAACAGAUUUUGAGGACCUGAUAAUUCAAAGUCUUCAAAAAGACUACAAAAAGAGACCAAACUACGAUGCGCUGUUGACGCACCCGUUCUGUCUAGAACAUAGCCAGAAAGAAACUGACGUCGCAGCGUUUGUUCAAGAAAUGUUAGACUUACCAGAUGAGUCCUAGUGAUAGGAACAUUAUUUACGUACCUAUUAAGUACAAGCGUUUACCGACUAACCUUAAUGUAGUUUAAUAAUUGAAAAGAUAUAAAAUAAUGUUAUUAACCAUAAAAAAUUAAAUUAUGUAUCCUAUUUAGAGUGUUAUGGUACGCGGCGAUUUUAAUGUUUGAUAUCGAAGAUGAUUGCGUCUUUUGACCUGAAGUAAUAAAGUCGUGUGUAAGUGGAACAUUGUCAAUUUAGUGCUGUAGGUAUAAAUGGUAGUUGUAGUGUCGCUAAAAUCAUGGGUUUAUUUACAAAUAGUUUAUUUCUGACCACAGAGCGAACAAAGGAAUUGGUUUAACAAAAUAAUGACUGGCAACAUUGAAUAAGCAUCACAAAAUUAUCAUAAUUUAGUUUUUAAAUAAAAAAUAUUUGUUUUCAA